Messenger RNA from Labrus mixtus (cuckoo wrasse), 3818 nucleotides. RefSeq names its product germ cell-specific gene 1-like protein. NCBI's taxonomy places the organism in Eukaryota, Metazoa, Chordata, Actinopteri, Labriformes, Labridae. The record is from RefSeq and is a predicted model, not a curated record. Bases 1578 to 2909 code for a protein of 443 amino acids. Gene Ontology annotation, cellular component: plasma membrane. The transcript is spliced from 7 exons.
GAAGGCUCUACCUCCCAUGAAUUAAUGUGUUUUUCUUUACACACAGAGGUCUCCCGGAUGGAGGAGACAGAGCAGCGUUUGUUCCUUCAAAGCUGCAAAUUGAUGUGUUUUAGGACGUCUUGCGUGGUGGUAAGUAAAGAGUCCUAUACUUCUUCUAUCACUGUUAAAUAGUCGGGGAAAGAUAGAAAUCUGUCCCAAGCUUUCCAAUCUGAGAUCCAAGCCGAUAGCUUUCCAGUCAUUGAUGGGAUUUCCUAAAGCCAGCAGCUGUAUAGAUAAUGUACAGCUGUACUGGGGUGUGUUAAGAAGGGCUCGGAAGCAGCAGUUUAAAGAAGAGCAGGGACAAUGAGACUCCCGUUUCAAUCUGAGCCGCUCCAUACCAUCCUGUCUAAGUAAUCACUAUAGGUCCGGAGGUCAGGAGGGUUACUGGAGCGGAGGAGAGAUGAAGGAAACGGAGAGAGAGAGCUGUUGGGACGGGUGAACUGACACGGUAUAGGGAGCAAAGGGGAGGGAAAGUAACAGAUGGACUUGUGCGGAUUAGAGGGAAAUCUGGGUGGGUUUCUGCUGGAAGCUCACCCAAGACGGAGGAGGGAGCGCAGAGGGGAGGUGAAGAAAUCUGCAGCCCUGCUCGAGGAGAGCUGAAGGAAACAUCAAGGAGGAGGGUCUCUCCGCCGGGGGUCUCAAACGUGGUGGUCGUCCAGACAAAGACAUCAUGAGAGUCAUUCUGCAUUAAUCUCAUCCUCCGCACCCUGCAAGAUUAACACAGAUUACUCAACCCGGAGGUAGGGCUGAGACACCGGACUAAUCACUCCUUCCCGGGCUCAAUCCUCCCCCCCUGCCCCCCCUCCCUGAGAGGUGGAGGAGGAACAGGUUGAAGAGCGGGACGUGCCCUGAGAGCAGGACUGAUUAGUUUCAAAAUCCGCAGGAUAAGAUUUAGACGCUGAUCUUCAUCUGAGAGCGAAGAGGUCAGAGACACAGAGGCAUGAUAGCGGCAGAGACAUGGGGUAAGGAGGGCGCUCGGUGAGGAGACAUGUGUGGAGUCAAACAUCUCGCCUGGCUCGUGCCCUAACAUCAAGAAGAGAGAGGGAGGUCUGGAUGAUUUUUGACUGACUGAAUCUGGAGCUGGAGGAGUGCUGGAGUUCCCUCCUCCAACCUCUGGCCUUCACAUCUGUUUCUUUCACAGUCGCAGUGAUUAAAUCCAAGCACUUCAUCUUUCUCCACCCCACUGUCCUCUGACCCCCACUCAUCCACUGCCCUCCUUCCUCGAUGCCAGCCCGGCCUCCAUCUUUGCACCCGCCCUCUUUUCAGAUUGCCCUCUAACCUUCGUUCCACUUCUCAACAUCCCUAAUCCACUCUUUUUCUCUUUUUUCCUCCUCCCGUUCUCAAUGAAUCUGUUUCAAUUGCAACACCAACCACAUCAUCAAGUCGCCUCAUCCCGACAUGUCAGGCCUCCUCGCUCCUUUGACUGUCACCCUGACUCAGCAGCAGACCCUUCCAGGCACUAGCCGUUCUUUAUAAACCAGAGAGCUGGAACACACUUUUAUUUGGUCAGAACCGUGUUAAACUUUGGAGAAGCAGCCAUGCUGGAGAACAUGUCCAAACGUAACCGCUCCCUGCUAUCACUCUUCCUCACCUCUCUGGCGCUCGCCCUCUCUGUCUUGGCGUUCUGCACCUCCUACUGGUGCGUGGGGACACACAAGGUGGUGAAGCCUCUCUGCCUGUCACCGGUGAAGAUGAAGAACUGCGGGGAGAACAACAGCCAGCCGUACACUACAGAGGCCCCCACCCCGGACCCGAGGAACCCGCCCUCCAACGUGACGCUCACCCCGCAGCAGAAGGAGGAGCUGGCACGGAUAAAGAGGAAGCAGCUGGCCAACGCCGUUCACUACAUCUGGGAGACGGGCGAGGACAAAUACAUGCUGCGCUACUUCCACACCGGCUUCUGGCUGUCCUGCGAGAAGCACAAUGAAGGUCAUGAUCAGGAAGAAAAGUGUCGCAGCUUCAUUGAGCUGACACCAGGAGAGACACAAGGUGUCCUCUGGCUUUCGGUCAUCAGUGAGUUCAUGUACAUCGGUCUUCUGGCAAUGGGCUUCCUGCUGAUGUGGGUGGAAGCGAUUUGCCUCUGUGCUAAGAGGGAGAUGAACGCCCUCAAGAUCAACGCAUAUGCUGCCAUGUGCACCGUCCUCUCGGGUUUGAUGGGGAUGAUGGCCCACAUGAUGUACACCACUGUUUUUCAGAUGACUGUUAGCAUCGGGCCCAAAGACUGGAGGCCGCAGAGCUGGGACUAUGGAUGGUCUUUUGCAAUGGCGUGGCUGUCGUUCAGCUGCUGCAUGGCCGCCGCUGUCGCAACGCUCAACUCCUACACCAAGACCCUCAUCGAGAUGAAACACCGCGCCCGGAUGAGGCUGGAGGAGGCGCGUUCUGUUGCCCGCGCCCCCUCAUAUGAGGAGGUGGUGCGUGGCAGUACUGCAGGGGUGUACUCCGUCAGUCAGCUGAUACAACUCGGCCAGCAGGGGGUGCUCAUAGACCCUCUUUGGCCCAGAGGAGUGGGACCAGCGGUUGGACCUCUGGCGUGUGGUGCCGGAGCACUGCUUGUUGGCGGGGGAGGACUUGGAGUUGAUGGGAUGGAAGCUGAUUGCGUUGGAAUGGGAAUGGGAGGAAUGAUGAGCAUAGGCGGAAAGGGGUGUGGAGGAAAUGGAGUUGGCAUGGGAGCUGUGGGAGGAGUUGGGGGAAUGGGAUUUGGAGUAGUGGGACCAAUGGGAGGAAUGGGGAUCGGAGGGGGAAGGCUGGUGGAUCACCACGGUUUAGUUGUCGUUGAGGGAUGCGGCGCUGAAGGAUGUGAAGACUGCGAGCGGGAGAUGGACGAGAUGGAUUACGCUCUGCAGGACGAGCGAGAGGGGGAGCUCUGCUAAGAGGACUGGGAGGAACAUCUUACCAUUUAACUGCUGAUUGUAUAAAGCAGUGGUUUACACGUUUGUUUCUUGACCACUAGGGGACAGAAAGAUACAAACGCAAGCUAAACAGGGUUACGAACUCUCCGCUCUGAUGCUCUGUUGGAUUAUCACACUGCCACAGGUAUAAUGUACGCAGACCUGCCUCAUUAUGAAACCAAUGCAGUUGUGUUUUGUGCUAAUGGAUCGCUAUCAAAGCACAAUAUCUACUCUCCUUCUAUUCACGAUUUGUUCUCCAUCCAGAGAGGAAGGCAAACACUGUUUGGCUUGUCUUGUAUGAGUUGGUCAAUCAAACCAGCGACCUCUGACUUUGAUCAUGAGAACAAUGUGCAUCAGAACCAAAACAAGAAGCUAAAAGAGGCUAAAGGCUGCAUAGAUCCAUAUCAACAGAAGGGACCUAUUUUGAUUCCUUAUCCAUCGCUCUACUCAUAGUCUGCUGCUGAUCCAGGGCCCGGUCAGGAAGCAGACCAAGCAGACAAGUCAACACAAACCUCAUCCCAGACAGAUUUUCCAGAAUCUUUUUUGGGGGAUUCCAGAUGUGUAUGAUCUCUGUAGCAAGUUUGGAACAACCCCCAUAAGUUCAUGGAAAAUCUCUAAAAGGACGCAACCUGAUCAGAUGCUUCUUCCACCUGAAGAAGCAGAGGCCCCAUUCCCAGCUCCAUCCAGACGUCAGAGCUCCUUAUCCUGUUCGUAAUGCCGAGGUCAGACUACAUGUUAGACUCAGACGCAGCCAUCGAUCAGUCGUUCCCGGGGUUGUGUCACAUAGUGAACGACAAAUCAUGGCCACAUCAGGGACGCCUCACGACCUCCUGACAGAAAGUCGAGCUGAUUUUUUUCUGCCUUCUACGCUGUGAUCUGUUCCAUCAGUGG